CUACCCUGCCUGGUGGGGGCGAGGCCCCAGGACUAGGAGGAGGGUUUGUGAGCUGGAGCCUCCCCCCGGGGUGGGCCCAGCCUAAGGGAGCCCAGCUGAGGAGCUGGGGCGGAGCUGCAGGGCCCGACUGGCCGCUAAGGGGAGUGUGGCUCCGUGCGCCUGGGGGGCGGGUGGAUGUGUUCAAACUGCAGCUGGCUGGGAACCGGGGCUGGUUUCCUGUCUGGAAGGGAAGGGGCCCGCAAAGGGAGCGGGGGCAGCAGCAGACAGGCACACCCCUCCCUCUCCUCCCUUCUGCUGGAAAAGCGAGCUGGAAGAACAGCUGCCACCCAAGCACGGCUGGCCGCUCUGUGCCCAGAGCCCUGUCUGCAGUUGGCCUCUCCUCCGGGAACCCCGCUCAUCCACACCUGGCUUUGCUUUCCUCCGCUGCCCGGCUCCCACCGAGGCAAGGCGGGAACAACCGGCAGUGGGAGAGAAGUUUGUCACAGAGGCCAGAGGGGUCUGACAGGAGCCUGUAGGGACAGGGACAGCCUCUGCCGGCUGCCUGAGAGCCACCCACCCCUUUCAAGCCUGAGGGAGCAGUGAGAGGAGGAACUGGGGGCAUCCUGGUGCCUGCCCCACCUGUGGAGGGCUCUUCACGGGAAGGGACCCUGGGGGCACAGAGAUGCAGGACAGAUUGCACAUCCUGGAGGACUUGAAUAUGCUCUACAUUCGGCAGAUGGCGCUCAGCCUGGAGGACACGGAGUUGCAGAGGAAGCUGGACCAUGAGAUCCGGAUGAGGGAAGGAGCCUGCAAGCUGCUGGCGGCCUGUUCCCAGCGAGAGCAGGCACUGGAGGCCACCAAGAGCCUGCUGGUCUGUAACAGCCGCAUCCUCAGCUACAUGGGCGAGCUGCAGCGGCGCAAGGAGGCGCAAGUGCUGGAGAAGGCAGCCCGCCGGCCUUCGGACAGCCGGCCGCCUGCAGACCGCUCCCCUUGCCGAGGGCGGGUCUGCAUCUCUGACCUCCGGAUUCCACUCAUGUGGAAGGACACGGAGUAUUUCAAGAACAAAGGCGACCUGCACCGCUGGGCCGUGUUCCUGCUGCUGCAGCUCGGGGAACACAUUGAGGACACGGAGAUGAUCCUGGUGGACAGGACGCUCACGGACAUCUCCUUUCAGAACAGCGUGCUCUUCACUGAAGCGGGGCCAGACUUUGAACUGAGGCUGGAGCUAUAUGGGGCCUGCAUGGAAGAAGAGGGGGCCCUAACGGGUGCCCCUAAGAGGCUGGCCACCAAACUUAGCAGCUCCCUGGGGCGUUCCUCGGGAAGGCGUGUCCGGGCAUCGCUGGACAGUGCUGGAGGCUCAGGGAGCUGUCCUAUCCUGCUGCCUACCCAGGCUGUUGGUGGUCCUCGCUUCCACCUCUUGGCCCACACGACACUCACCUUGGCAGCAGUGCGGGAUGGGUUCCGCACACAUGACCUCACCCUCUCUAGUCACGAGGACAGCCCUGCCUGGCUGCCACUGUAUGGCAGCGUGUGUUGCCGCCUGGCCGCCCAGCCUCUCUGUAUGACGCAGCCCACUGCCAGUGGUACCCUCAGGGUCCAGGUGAGGGGGCCCCCUCAGUGGAGGGGAGACAAAGGAGAGCAGCAAGCCGGGGAGCUGCAGAGCUGGGCCCGCGUGCACGGAGUCUUGAAAGGCACACGCCUCUUCUGCUAUGGGCGCGCGGAGGAUGCCGAGGCCGGGGAAGAGCCGCUGUUAACAAUCGUGAUCAACAAGGAGACGCAAGUCCGGGCAGGGGAGCUGAGCCAGACCCCGGGUCGACCCUCCACCCUGACCAUCAGUAACCAGUAUGGGGAUGACGAGGUGACUCACACGCUGCAGACAGAGGGCCAGGGAGCCCUGCAGAGCUGGAUGGAGGCUCUGUGGCAGCUCUUCUUUGACAUGAGCCAGUGGAAGCAGUGUUGUGAUGAGAUCAUGAAAAUUGAAACCCCUGCUCCUCGGAAGCCAGCCCAAGCGCUGGCCAAGCAGGGGUCCCUGUACCACGAGAUGGCUAUUGAGCCGCUGGAUGACAUCGCAGCGGUGACAGACAUCCUGGCCCAGCGGGAGGGCCCACGGCUGGAGAUGUCCCCACCCUGGCUAGCAGUGUUUGCAGACCAGCCUGCCCUGCCUGGCCCCUGCUCCCCUGCCUCAGUGACCCCAGCCCGGACCCACCCCCUGCCCUGGGGGCGACCCCGAACCUACUCCCUGGACGCUGCCCCCCCAGACCGCUCCCCGGGGGCUCCCCGCUACGUCGCCCCCCUCCCCCCACAGCGAUCUGCGCAGCCCAGAGGCCUCUGCAGCAAAAGUGCUCCCGGGACGUGGCUCCAGUCACCCGUGUGACAGAGAAAGGUGCUGCCCACAGGGUGCAGCUGGAAGAGGACAUGGUCGACAGGCAGCUGGGCCCUGGAUACCACACCCGGUGCUGCUGCCUGCAGCAGGGUGACUGUCUGGCCUCUCCCUCCUCUGUUGGAUUGGGGGCAGGCGGGGGAAGGGGGAGCCAGAUCACCCUCUCAAGCUGUGGUUGCCAUGGUGCCAGGGACUCAUUCUCAGGGCUGGCUGGGACCCCUAAACCCUUCCUGGGAGACAACUGGAACCACCAUCCCCUGCCUCCCUCCCUGCACUAACCAGCUUUGAGGGCAGCACUGAAGAACCCUGGUGGGGGGGAGCGCCCCUCCCCGGUGACUCCCACCUCCGCCACCAUUAAAUGUUUCUCUAACA
Messenger RNA from Echinops telfairi (small Madagascar hedgehog), 2731 nucleotides. RefSeq names its product rhotekin (gene RTKN). The record is from RefSeq and is a predicted model, not a curated record. Gene Ontology annotation, biological process: signal transduction; septin ring organization; actomyosin contractile ring assembly. The transcript has 13 exons. NCBI's taxonomy places the organism in Eukaryota, Metazoa, Chordata, Mammalia, Afrosoricida, Tenrecidae. Bases 662 to 2353 code for a protein of 563 amino acids. Gene Ontology annotation, cellular component: actomyosin contractile ring.